Fulvia fulva is the source of this 1581-nucleotide messenger RNA. RefSeq lists its product as uncharacterized. Lineage: Eukaryota; Fungi; Ascomycota; Dothideomycetes; Mycosphaerellales; Mycosphaerellaceae. The record is from RefSeq and is a predicted model, not a curated record. The transcript has a single exon. Bases 1 to 1581 code for a protein of 526 amino acids.
AUGGAGAACACAAACACACAGAACCGCACCAAGAGGGUCAGCAUCUUCAAAUCACACCACGCAACCCAAAUCCUCUACCCAAGCCGACUCCUCCUCAAAGAUGGCGAGGCCAUGUCGAUAUCAUACCCGGGCGACGCCCAGGACAGAUUCGAGCGUCAUCCAGUCGUUCCUGACGCCGCCGUGAUCCUCAAUAAGACCAGUGGUAAUCACGAUCUCGAUACUGACUUCACUACCUACAACCCAACUUCUCUGUGGUAUGACGACGACACCAUGUCCACCGGGGACCUCUUCAAGGACAUGCAAGCGGUCACUCAACACGUCGGUGCCACGAAGCUUCGAGUCGUUCUCUAUUACGAGCCAGCUGCUACUGCGCCGGGUGCUCCGCGUAAGAACUACGUCCGCAUCAAUCGAUUCACUAGAUUCGAGUUCCCUGACCGUAAGCCUUUUUACGACAAGGUCGAAUACGAGAUCCCAUACCGAGACCUCCCACGCAGACCGACUACGCCUUGGGAGCAAGACUUGUUCGAGCUUGUUCGAAUGGCUUCUGCCCGUGCGGUGCUACAUGCGCAGCAGAGGCUUGCCGCUGUAGGUGGAAGGCUCCCUGAAUAUCAAUGGAAGGCGCCGAGGACCGUUGCUCUCGAGAAGGCGAUUGCACACCUUGCAACUGUCAUGACCAAGGCUGAGCUCAGUGAGUACAAUAGCACACUUCCAGAUGAGAACGACCACAUCAAGGAGUGCCCAUUCUGUACGGAAGAGUUCGACGAUGCUGACACUACAGAUCCCGUCAAGCUCCGCUGUUCCAAGAGACACGUCCUCUGCAAAAGCUGUGUUCAGAACAUCUGCCGAACAUCUGGGAUUGCAAACGUCCGCUGGCCCUGGUGUGCAGUCCUCCUCGCUAACGACCCGAACAACCACAUCCUCAAGCCGAACUACCUCGAUCCUGCAGCGCCCUUCCGGAACGAUCCUCGCUACACCAAGCACGAGAACUUCGAGCGCGGAUGUGCUGAUCUCGAUGCCGGACACGUUCGAGACGACACGACUAAGAUAGUCAUUAGCAAGGCUCGCUUCGACUUCGUUUGCGAGAUCCUUAUCCACACUUCACCGUCACCUGAACGGCAUGAGCGCUACUGGAGGGACCAUCGCUACACUGCCGAGUACACUAUCGUAACCGCUGCGGUCCACGCAUUCUGCAGGGGCUGGAACGGUGAGUCUUGGCCUGUCAACGAGGUCUACAAGCAGAUGCGGCACAUGAUCUUCCACUGCCUCGCAGACGAGUGGAAGAAGGGUGAGAUGUAUGCUUAUGCUACUGACAAGCUCAAGCAGGACGUUGGAGAAGACCUCAGCAAAGUCCCGCUCCGGCCAGGCUUUGUUGAGUUCAUCGAUCGCUCUCUCAAUCGUCUCCUGCGGUUCAUGGUUGUUCGGAGGUGCGACAGAGAUUGCGGGACUCUUUGUGGGUUUCACGCUCAUGGGGAGCGUUCGUUCCAUAAGGUGUAUUGGGCGACCAGAGAAGACGAUGUGUUCGGAUGCAUUGAAGAUGUGUUGCGCAAGAAGCGUAAGGCGCGGACCUGGGCUAUGGUGUGA